This is a messenger RNA of Cucumis sativus (cucumber), 2026 nucleotides long. RefSeq names its product UPF0481 protein At3g47200. The transcript has 2 exons. The record is from RefSeq and is a predicted model, not a curated record. Bases 604 to 1830 code for a protein of 408 amino acids. NCBI's taxonomy places the organism in Eukaryota, Viridiplantae, Streptophyta, Magnoliopsida, Cucurbitales, Cucurbitaceae.
AUAUAUUCUGCUCUGUUUUGAUGCCAUAAAUUGUAUUGCUUGGUUUUAUAUAAGAAGGGGUUGCUGUAACUCUUCCUUCAAUUAAUUAUUUCAUAACCUUCUCUCAAUUCAAUCUUCUUUCCAUAGCUCUCUCUCUCUCUUCUCUACCCACUAAGCAUCUCUUUCCAUCAAAUUUGUACACAAAGGGUCUGGGUGUGUACAAUUAUAUUCGAUUCCAAUAAAUGAAAAAUAGUGAGAUAAUUGAAAUGGUAGAUGGAAACGACAUAUCUAAUUAUCACAGAGAAACAAUCAGUGAGAUUGAUCCAAAAGUUUGUGGUUAUGUUGUGAGUUCUAUUGACAAAAUAUUGGAAGAACGGUUUCGAGUUGAUACAAAAUGUCACAAUAUAUAUCAACUUUCAAAAGAGCUACGCGAGAUGAAUCAUGCAUAAAGCCUAUAUCCCUCAAUUCAUUUCCAUCGGUCCUUUUCACCAUGGCACUCGAAAUGAUUUGACAGCUAAUGAACAUUAUAAGAUUUAAGGUUUUAAUAAUUUUCUACAUCGUAUAAAUAUUAAUUAUAAGUAGGUUGAAUCAUUGAAGGAGCUUGUGAAAAAAUGUCAUGGUUGGAUGAAAGAUGCUUGGAAUUGUUAUGCAGAACCAAUAGAGAUGGAGGAGAAGACGUUUGUUUUAAUGAUGCUUGUGGAUGCUUGUUUCAUACUCGAGUUUUUUAUACUACUAAUUGAUCCCCUUGGUCAUGGUCGUAAUCUAUUUGGAGUAGAUCAUUUUUUUCAAAUUCAAGACAUUGUAGACUUCUCAUUCUACCAAGGAAAAUUCUUUCAAAUACUUGUUGACUUGAUAAAGUUGGAAAACCAAGUCCCUUUUUUUCUUCUACAAAAUCUUUUUGACUUGAUACCAAAACGUGCUAUCCCUACUGGAGAAAAUGAAGUUGGCCUUAUCUCCUUGAUAGAUAUUACAAGCAUGAUUCUUAAGGGGUUUGUGUUCGUUCGUAAAUACAAGAUCAAUGAUUUGGAUCAUAAAAAACCUAAGCACUUGCUUGAUUUCUUAGGUUCUUACUUCUUUCCCUUGGCCUCUAAUGAUGAUCCUACACAGAACAAGCAAUAUGUGAUAACAACAAUUAGUGAUAAAAAAGACAACAAUUUGUUAAGGUUCAUUCGCCUCCUCUUUACGGCUCAUUGGCAAAAGAAAAAUAAUGAUUUAUUCAAUGUCUCGGCUAUGUGCUAUUCUUCAAAUAAGAAGACAACGACUAAUGAAGAAAACAGUGAGCAUCAUUUCAGGUUGAGUCCUCCAUCUAUGACAGAGUUAUGCGAGGCUGGUGUCAUCGUCAAAGCAGUAAAAAACGAAGAUACAUGUUUCAUGAACAUAAGUUUCGAAAAUGGGGUUUUGAAAAUUCCAUGUUUAGAAAUUGACUGUACCUUUGAAAUUGUGAUACGAAAUGUGAUAGCAUUUGAUCAAUACCCUGCAGGAAAUAAGAAUGCGUAUGCAAUCCACUAUGUGUUAUUCCUGGAUGAUUUGAUAAACACGGAGCAAGACGCGCAUUUACUUGCGAAUGUUGGAGUAAUAAUCAACACUUUAGGUGGCAGUGAUAAAGACAUUACAGAAAUGUUUAACAAUUUAUCUAAAUAUGUAACCUUCCCAGUUUGUUCCCACUUCGAUGAUAUCAGCAAAGAUUUACGUAAGCAUUGCAACAAAAGAUGGAACAAGGCCAUAGCUUCGUUGAAACACAACUACUUCAAUACGCCAUGGGCUAUUAUCUCCUUCCUUGCUGCGACUAUUCUCAUUUUUCUUACCAUCCUUCAAACAAUAUUCUCCGCUAUCUCUACAUUUCCUAACUAAGCUAUCCCUUACGCUUUCACUAUCCCUUUAUAUUUUGUAUUUGCUACAUUGUUGAAAAAUGUUAGCUAGAGGAGUAUAUAUUGUAAACCAAUAAAAUCCUAAAUAGACUUUCAUACGUACUAUGUACAUUUUACAACCAUAUUAGAAUAUAUAUCUCAUAUUGAAGUCUACGUAAUAAAAUUGAAACAUUUCAAAA